Messenger RNA from Cyprinodon tularosa, 2058 nucleotides. It is a transcript of the gene gclm, whose product is annotated as glutamate-cysteine ligase, modifier subunit. The coding region runs from base 241 to 1071 and encodes 276 amino acids. Gene Ontology annotation, cellular component: glutamate-cysteine ligase complex. Gene Ontology annotation, biological process: glutathione biosynthetic process. Lineage: Eukaryota; Metazoa; Chordata; Actinopteri; Cyprinodontiformes; Cyprinodontidae. The record is from RefSeq and is a predicted model, not a curated record. Gene Ontology annotation, molecular function: enzyme regulator activity; glutamate-cysteine ligase catalytic subunit binding. The transcript has 7 exons.
CCGACCGGCUUCACUCCAACAACAGCCAGUAAGGUCGCUCGACAGGCACCAAGUGAAAGACUGAAUGCAAGUCAUCCUGAACACAGCAGUUUGUCAACAGUCGUGCUCUCAGUGUGUUUAUAUCUAGUUGUGAAGGUUGUAGAAUACUAUUUGCUCACAAGGCUGAUACAGCUAUUUUGUUUCAUUUUGACGCAGCAUAAACACUGUUUAUAAACCGUUAGCUUAGCAACCGACAGCCACAUGGAUCCUCAAAACAGCAACAUGAACGUUGAGGGGAAGGGGCUGCUUAACCACAGCAAGACCCUCCGACUGCACACCGGGAAUCUAGUCAACCGGAGCAGACUGAAGAGGAAGUGUCCAGGCUCUCCCAGCGAGGAGCUAAGAGACUGCAUCCAGGCCACACUGAGUGACUGGUUGUCGACAGCUAAAACUACAAAUGCAGACUUUCCAGAUACACUUGACUGCUCCAUUCCAGAGGCAACAGAUGCUAUCACGCCUGAAGAAAGAGAUGAAGUGAAAGUUUCAGUGAAGCUCUUCCUCUGUGAGUCGGACCAGUCAGCAAUCAGAGAUGCAGUAGAAAUGGCUUGCCAGACAUUGUCAGUGUCCCAGCUCGACUCUGUUAUCAUAGCACCUUCUGGGCCUGCGGAGGGCGACAACCAGACUUUGGCUCACCUGCAGCCGGCCUGGGAGGAGCUGGAGGCUCUGGUCAGGAAGCAGAAGAUCGCAGCCAUCGGCACCUCAGAUCUGGACAAAGAUCUGCUGGAGCAGCUCUACAACUGGGCCCAGGUGAAGCCCAGCAGUAACCAGGUGAACCUGGCCUCCUGCUGCGUGAUGCCUCCUGAUCUGACCGCCUUCGCCAAAGAGUUCGACAUCCAGCUGCUCACACACAAUGACCCCAAAGAGCUGAUGUCGGCAGCCGCAUUCCAGGAGGCAAUGCAGGAAGGAGCACCUGGUCUGAGCACCACCAACUGGAGGCUCGAUUGGGUCCUUCGCUACUCUGUUAUCGUUAAGAGCCGCGGCAUUAUAAAGUCAAAGGGUUACCUGGUCAGUGCGAGGAGGGCGAGCCCGUAGUACCCAAAACAAGAGGGAGAGGACGGUAGAAACACGGAUGAAGCCAUUUUCCUCAGUUGUCAUUCUCACACCGAAAGUUACAGCUUUGAUUAAUGGACACUGCAAGUCAUGAAGUGAUUAAAGUAAUUUAUCUUCCUGAUAUUCCUAGUCUCUAAUUCUGACAGAUGCACUUAGUUGUUACCAGUAUCUCUGUAAAGUAACACAAACACUUGGUGAAUCAUCACCAUCAGCAGCAGUGCUCUCGCAGCCAACCAGAAACAGCACAUGAUGAAAAUGUCAAUGGGAACCAUUGAUUGGAGGUUGCUUCAUUGUGUCUUGGUGUAAAGUGCCUCUCUACUGCCCCCCUCUGUUUUUACACUUACCUGUUUCCACUUGAUCUGCGGGAAGGCUGGUUUGAGUUUUGGUCUGAGUAAAAAUAUUACUGGUACUGUAAAUAAAAGAAAGGUUUUAACAAAUGUUUUUCUAGUUUUGAACAUAUCGAAUGUAGAUUAAAAAGAAGCUGUCAUAUAUCUGAAAUUGGGAAACACUUUUUUUUAAGCAUUUCGGAUAAAAUAAUUUUCAUUCCAUUAAUUUAGAAACAUGCUCAAAUUGAAACCCAAAUUCAGCGUGUAAUUUUUUUCUAUUUUUCAUGAUUACAUUUGCGGUAAAUGUGCAGCUGCAUACAUAGAAAUGUUUCAUUUAUCAUGCUUUCCAACUGAUUUUGUAGUUGCAGUGACACUUUUAAUCAGACCAUACACAGAAGAAUAAUCUGAGGUAGAAAAAAGCACUAUUAUGAGAUUAACUAGCAGGCUUUUGACCUUUAUAUGUUAUGAUUAUAGCGCUGUAGAAUCUACACAAACGUGCAAAUUCUAUUUUUAUGUUAUUAAAUACGACUGUUUUUCCAUCAACUCACUGUAAAAAAAAAAAACAAACUCAGUUUUAUCAAUAUAUUUAAAAUGCUAUAUCUGUAUAUUAUGAAACUGGCUUUAUUAAAGUGAUGAAAGUGUG